AACGAAGAGAUAGGAAUGGGUCUUUACCUUCUUUUCUUUAAAAAAAAAAAGGGGGACGCACCGAGUGAGUUCAUGUUGCAUUGGUGAAUUAUUUUAAGUUAUUCAGUCGUCUCAACAUGAAGGUUCUGGUUCUCGCUUGCCUCCUCUCCUGCGCCACAGGCCAGUCCGUGUUCCCGCGCCUGCCAACAUCCGUUCUGCUGAAGGGAGAUCAGUUGUUAGUGACCGGCGGGAAAAUAGUCGGCGGGACGGAAGCGGUUCCCAAUGAAUUCCCUUGGCAAAUAUCUCUACAGAGACGCUCGGCAACGGGCUGGUCACAUAGUUGCGGAGGAUCGGUCUAUAAUCAAAAUUACAUCAUCGAUGCAGCUCAUUGCGUUGACAGGACUGUUGCAAGCUCAUUGCGAAUAGUGGCUGGCGAACAUAGUUUGUCGAAGACUUCCGGCCUUGAACAGUACCGAAACGUGUUAUCCAUACGGGUACAUGAAAACUACGAUUCAAAAACAUUCGCAAACGAUAUUGCCCUUCUCAAGAUGGAUAAUUCACUCGACCUUUCUACUGCCAAAGUCCGUCAGAUCAGCCUACCGACUGCAGGGUCCAUUCUCAAUGCCGGAACCACUUGCAUCGUCUCCGGAUGGGGUACCACUUAUGCUGGUGGCACAGUAUCGGACGUGUUACGCAAAGUCGCCGUACCCGUCGUUUCCAAUAAUGAUUGCGAUUCAAUGUAUGGGGCUGGUUCCAUCUUACCUUCGAUGAUGUGCGCUGGUUUCGUCGCUGGUGGAGCCGAUUCUUGCCAAGGGGAUUCAGGUGGCCCGCUCGUCAUGUUAAAUCCCAGUGUCCUGGUGGGCGUUGUUUCUUGGGGGAAUGGAUGCGCUUAUCCUGGAUAUCCGGGUGUGUACACCAGAGUUUCGUCAUUCGUUAACUGGAUUGAGAGAAACGCUGUGUAAGCGUUUAGCAUGUGAACAAAGUCCUUGGUCGAUAACGCAAGUCUUACAAAACAGACAGUUAAAUUUUUAAUUUUU
Molecule: messenger RNA, 1016 nt
Organism: Daphnia magna
Lineage: Eukaryota; Metazoa; Arthropoda; Branchiopoda; Diplostraca; Daphniidae
Product: trypsin-1
Exons: 9
Coding region: 117-941 (274 amino acids)
Biological process (GO): proteolysis
Molecular function (GO): serine-type endopeptidase activity
Source: RefSeq, a predicted model, not a curated record